Messenger RNA from Fraxinus pennsylvanica, 852 nucleotides. NCBI's taxonomy places the organism in Eukaryota, Viridiplantae, Streptophyta, Magnoliopsida, Lamiales, Oleaceae. The record is from the annotation of a GenBank genome assembly.
AUGGGUUGGAAUAAUUGGUUUAAGAAAAAGAUUUGCCUGAAGCGAGGGAAGGAAGCUAAAACAAAGCAAGUGGAGAGUGCACCCAAAAAAUCAAAUGCCUGCAAUUUGAAAGAUCACUCUGCUGGCGUUUCGACGAAGAAUAAGCAACCGACUGAGGAUGUUGCUGCCAGACAAAUUCAGAAGGCCUUCAGGGCAUACAUUGCAAGAAAACGCCUGCCUCGUUUAAAAGGAAUAGGUAGAAUUCAAGGUGUUGUAGAUGGCAUUGCGGUUAAAAACCAAACAUCAUCUGCUUUGAGUCAUAUACAUUUUUGGAGCAAAAUUCAAGCCGAGAUUAGAUCUCGCUGGAUUUCCAUGGUUACUGAAGGCCGAAUAAAGCAAAAGAAACUUGAGAAUCAGUUGAAACUUGAGGCUAAGCUCCAUGAAGUAGAGGUAGAAUGGUGUGGUGGCUCUGAAACCAUGGAAGAAAUUCUCAACAGGAUACAACAGCGAGAAGAAGCAGCAGCCAGGAGGGAGCGAGCCAUGGCAUACGCCUUUUCUCAUCAGUGGAGGGCGAAUUCGAGCCAGUAUCUUGGUCAAACUUAUUAUGACCUUAGCAAAGACAACUGUGGGUGGAGUUGGAAGGAGCGAUGGAUAGCUGUCCGUCCAUGGGAGAAACGGGUCGAAGUGAGUCCUACCAUGCCAAAGAAAGUCGGCAGCAAGCAAAAGACCAGUAAAACUACAAACUUGGCCAAAACGAACAUCGUUGUAUCAGUUAAACCACAUUUGUCCAAUGGAAAGGAUCCUACACAUGCAAGAAAAAAUUCAAGCCAAACUAUUAUGAAGCAAGCUUCCCCCGAUGCAAAUCUCGAGUAG